This is a messenger RNA of Verticillium nonalfalfae, 1560 nucleotides long. RefSeq lists its product as uncharacterized. The coding region runs from base 1 to 1560 and encodes 519 amino acids. NCBI's taxonomy places the organism in Eukaryota, Fungi, Ascomycota, Sordariomycetes, Glomerellales, Plectosphaerellaceae. Gene Ontology annotation, molecular function: carbohydrate:proton symporter activity. The record is from RefSeq and is a predicted model, not a curated record. Gene Ontology annotation, biological process: transmembrane transport; carbohydrate transport. The transcript is spliced from 3 exons. Gene Ontology annotation, cellular component: membrane.
AUGGGCUACUUUGGACUCACCGGACACGCCUUGAGCGUCCUUCAAAUUGCCUUGAUUGUCUGUCCAGCAUUCAUUCUCUUCGGUUACAAUCAAGCCGGAUUAGGCGGACUGUUGACGACCCAAGACUGGACGAAGACGUUUCCCGAGAUUGACACCGUCCAUACAACCGGCAGUGAGAAGAAGCAAAAGUCGACACUCCAGGGCUUUGUGGUUGCAACAUUCACCAUUGGAGCUCUUUGCGGCGCUCUUUCCUGCUCAUGGACGGGCGAUAAAUUCGGGCGACGAAACGUUAUCUUCGCUGCCGGUAUUUGUACGCUCAUCGGCGAAGCUCUCGAAUGUUCCGCCUUUAGCUUGGCACAACUCAUCGUGGGCCGUGUCAUCGUCGGACUCGGCAUUGGUCAGCUUAGCUCCAUCGUUCCGGUGUGGCAGAGUGAGACAAGUGGUGCAAAGAAUCGUGGACGGCAUGUUGUCUUAGAUGGCCUCUUCAUCUGCGUCGGUUAUGUCCUCGAAAGCUGGAUCAACCUUGGCUUCUGGGAGUUCAAGUCUGGCCCGAUUACGUGGAGACCAUCAAUUGCAAUUGGUGUUGCAUUUUCACUCGUCCUCAUCAUCUCCAUUUACUUCCUCCCGGAGUCACCGCGCUGGCUUGUGUUGAAAAACCGCAGCCAAGACGCCCGAGAAGUCGUCGCCGCUCUCAGAGGCUUUCCUGUCGACUCGAUGGAGGUUCAUGCAGAGGUCACUGGCAUUGAGCACUCUUUGGAAGAAACGAGCAAGGGCGGCGUCAAAAUGAGCGAUAUGCUGAAAAUGGGUGAGGAUAAGCUCUUGUACCGCUUCGGGCUGUGCAUGAUGCUCCAAUUUUACCAACAGAUGUCGGGCUCAAACCUCAUCUCAGUCUACGCAACAAUCUUGUUCCAAGAGAACCUAGGAAUGGGCACCGAAAUGUCACGCGUUCUAUCCGGAGGAGCUUUGACUUGGAAGUUUCUAUCGUCUUUCCUUGGGUUCGUCUGCAUUGAUCGUUUUGGUCGCCGAGCUGUAUUCAUCAUCAGCGGUGUUGGGAUGUCCUCUUGCAUGGUCGCCCUUGCAAUCAGCACUUCCUUCCCAAAGGAAAACAAAGCAGCCCAAAUAGCUGCCGGCUGCUUCAUCUACCUGUACAAUACGUUUGUGCCCAUUGGGUUCUUGGGCGCCAAUUUUCUCUAUGCCACUGAGAUUGCGCCGAUCAAGUUACGGAUGGCUAUGUCAUCUCUGUCCACAGCUAACCACUGGCUAUGGAACUUUGUCGUCGUCAUGGUUACACCUGUGGCAAUCAGGAGUAUCGGGUACCGGUAUUACAUCGUGUAUGCCGUCAUAGCUGCUUGUAUUCCCGUGUCGGUUUACUUCCUAUUCCCUGAGACUAUGGGACGAAACUUGGAAGAGAUAGACAUGAUGUUCAGAGAAUCUCCGUCUGUCCUGGGAACCGUCCGCUUCGCAAGAAAUCGCCCGAUUGCGAUGCCCCAAGAAUUCGAUCAUGAAAAGGUGGGAGAUGAGGCAGACUACGUGGAAACCAGGGAGGAAGUUCGGCCAUGA